Armigeres subalbatus is the source of this 1733-nucleotide messenger RNA. RefSeq lists its product as uncharacterized. Lineage: Eukaryota; Metazoa; Arthropoda; Insecta; Diptera; Culicidae. The record is from RefSeq and is a predicted model, not a curated record. The transcript has 4 exons. Bases 277 to 1629 code for a protein of 450 amino acids.
AAUACCCAAUUUCAUAGUCCACGUGCGGAAAAUUUCCUUUCUGUUACGUUUUCAACGUGGUCAUCCCUUUCAACGAGCAGGGUACUGAACUGAACCAAUUGAACCGCACACAACAGCACACAACUUGUAACUUGGCACAGGUCGCAUUUGGGUUGCCCGGACAACUGACGUAGUUUGUUGAAUUUCUUUUGGUUCCAGAAAAAAUAAAGUCAAGUUUGGUGAAGAUAAUUGAUUCGCUGAAUUUCAUUAUCACCUACGUGCCAUUUUAGUGCAAGUAUGCCCGAGCAGCAAAUUCCGGCAUACGAUAGGCCAUCUUCGAGUUCUUCGUCGGAGCCGGUUUCCCAGGAGCACUCCCUCGUGGGGGCCGUCGACGAGCGCAGAAACAACGCAAAUGACCGCGAAAACCAAUUUGUAGCCAUCAGAAAUUUGAUGAAUAAUAAUCGCAAUUCGCGAAAUGGCAUUCGCGCUAUGAUUCCACACGUUCCAUUCGAACGAUCUUUUAUUCCGGCACCGACAAGGUACUAUCCGAUAGUAAUCCCAGCGGAACCAACAAUUGAAGAUCUUCUGCGCCAAGCAGCCGGGACCAGUGAAUUGCAUCGAGUGUCCGAAAUCAAGCUCAAGGUAAUAUCUCACAUGACCAGCCUGCAAAGAAUUCCGUUCUUCAUACCGAAUUUGCGGGGGCUUACAUUGGAGGGCAGUAUUGUAACGACCUUGAGGGAUUUGGGUUGCGAUAUGACGUCGCUUGUUUACCUGAACGUGAGUCGGUGCAGUUUGAAAAAUUUGGAUGGCACCAGUGGGUUGGAAACGUUGGAGGAACUGGUGGCUGACUAUAAUACGAUUGAGGAAGUAGGACCGUGUACCAACUUGACCAUGAUCAAGAAGAUCAGCUUGAAGGGCAAUCGUAUAACGGAUCUCGGCAGCUGCACAUUUCUCGCACUUUGUGAAAAUUUGGAAGUGUUGGACCUUCGCGAGAAUUUCGUUUCGGAAAACCCAUCGUUUCGUCACAUGUUGAAAGAAAAUAUCCCACAGCUUCGCUGUCUGAACGAGAUUCCAUUCUCCGAAGUUGCGCGAGAGGAAAAUUCCGACAUGUCCAGUUCCGAGUACAGGUCAAGCUCAUCGAGUAAUGAUGACGAACGUCGAGGUCGCUGGGAUGUUCGGGGAGCUGGCGACGGAGCUUGGAACGAACGUCAACUUCGACCCGCAACAAGCCAUCAAGAACGAACCGUCACUGUGGAGCUGUUAGAUGAUGCUCGACCCGCAUCGGCUGACGCUACUAGAAUAAAGAGUCAACUGACUUCAGGUGAACCGAUUUGCGGAACAAUUGUAACAAAAGCCCGUCGAACCCGAAGACACCGAACGGUUUGGGGUGAAUCUACGUCCUGCUCCAGUAUGAGUAGCUCUGAUUCAUCCUAUUCAAAAGAUUUUCCUGAUCGCCUUCCACAAAAGCACGUUGAUUUAGAGCUAGGCGUUAUCGGUAUGCAAAACCAACCAACCGUAUCGACAGAAGGCGCAGGCGAUGAUUCACAAAGUUUGCUACGAGCGGCCCGAAUGUGGCGGCAACGAUCACUUCAAACGCGGGAAGCCAUUCGUGAACAUGACCAACUGACACGCCAUAUGAGCGAGGACUAGCGUUAGAUUAAUUUAAACUAAGUUUUCUUUGUUGACUGCACUUACAUAGAUUUUAUUCUUGCUAAUAAACUCUUAGAGCUAGUAGGAAAAAAAAACCAUUUCAC